Hypoxylon fragiforme is the source of this 2034-nucleotide messenger RNA. RefSeq lists its product as uncharacterized. The transcript is spliced from 3 exons. Gene Ontology annotation, molecular function: RNA binding. NCBI's taxonomy places the organism in Eukaryota, Fungi, Ascomycota, Sordariomycetes, Xylariales, Hypoxylaceae. The record is from RefSeq and is a predicted model, not a curated record. The coding region runs from base 241 to 1911 and encodes 556 amino acids.
AUAACAAAUCAAGCCAUCUUCACCGCAAAGAAAAAUUGUGUUUUCAUGAAGCGGCUUCAAUGUACCUAUGUAACUUUACCUAUGUAACUUACAUGAUAAGAUAAGGAAGUUCAAUGUCAAUCUUUUUUUUUUUUUUCGUUCAGUCUACUUGAAGCUGCAAGCACCCAUUCUGUAAAACUCACAAUACAGCUUCACUAACCUUGCCAUUGCGCUUGAUAACAUUCAAGUCGCAACUCCAAUAUGAUGAAAUCUACGAAUAGCCUGGCCGUUUCAACCAAAGCCAUUGACCCCACCCUCGAUGCUCUAUUCGCAAGUAGUGUCGGACCUGCACAAGUCCCUUCAAAAUCUAGAUAUUCCGAUUUGUUUCCACCGAAAGAGCGAAACUUUUCAAAAAAGUCACGAAAGGCUAUAUCAAACGUAGACGAGGACUCUGUCGAAGAUGGUGACGAUGAAGUGUUGAGCGAGAUCGACGAAGAUAUAGAAGACGAUGAUGACGAAGAAGAAGAAGAUGUUCCUUCAGACAAUGAUGAGGAGGAGUCUGAAAAUUCGGAACCUAUUGAAGCGCUUUCAAGUCCCCCGAAGAAGGAUCGCAAGAGGAAGCGCAAAGAUGCGUAUGACGACCUAGAGGAAAAAUACAUGCGCAAGGUAGUCGAAGAUACGGAGAAGGAAGACGCGCGAGCCGAUAAGCGUCGCAAAGGCGAAGCUGGUCUGGUAAUAGACGGUGCGACUCCGGAUGAUUCAGAAGGUUCCGAGGAGGAUGAGGUCCCAAUGGUCCAUGAAACGCUUCUUGAAAAGACCGAUGGCCAUGCUGACAUCGAAGUCGACAAGGCAAAUCGCACUUUGUUCUUGGGCAAUAUUUCAAUCGAGGCUAUCUCAUCAUCCAAGGCAAAGAAGCUGCUCCUGGCUCAUCUUUCAUCACCAUUAUCAACACUAGACGGGGCACCCAAAGUCGAAUCGAUACGAUUUCGUUCCACCGCAUUUGCAGGAGGCGCAUUGCCCAAACGCGCAGCAUAUAUCACAAAAUCUCUCAUGACUGCAACGACAAAGUCUACCAAUGCCUAUGUUGUUUAUUCAACUCCAGUAGCCGCGCGGGUUGCACUCAAGGCUCUGAAUGGCUCGGUCGUCCUUGACCGUCACAUGCGGGUGGAUAGUGUAGCACAUCCAACCCCAGUAGACCACCGAAGAUGUGUCUUUGUGGGAAAUCUCGGGUUCGUAGAUGACGAAACCGUUCUCAACAUGACCCCUGAGGGGGAGACUACGACCAAGAAACGCACAAAGGUCCCAGCAGAUUUUGAGGAAGGACUAUGGCGAACUUUUGGUAAACAAGCUGGCAAGGUAGAAAGCGUUCGAAUUCCUAGGGAUCCCAAGACACGGGUUGGCAAGGGCUUCGCCUACGUACAGUUCUACGAUGUCAAUGAUGUCGAAUCAGCAUUGCUACUAAACGGGAAGAAAUUCCCUCCGAUGUUGCCGCGGCUAAUGCGUGUGUCUCGUGCCAAGGACCCACGUAAGACAGCUCUCGCUAUGGAACGAAACGUCAAAUCGAAAUUCGAAGGUUCAAAUGGUCGUGACAAGAAGUCAAAGAGCACGAAGCAUAUACCAAAGGUGACCCCUGAGCAGCUGUCUCAAGCAGGAAGAACCGGAAAGCUCCUAGGUAGAGCUGCUGCUGCAAAACAGCGACACGGAGACAAGUUCGAAGGGAGGCAGCGCAGAGAUACAAAGGAAGUGCCCGUCAACGAGAAUUUUAGGUCUCCGGAGCAGGUUAUCUUUGAAGGUCGCCGGGCUAGUGCGAAGGACGGCAAGCCGAAAGACUUGAAGUUUGGCAAGACUAGGGGAAAGAAAGUGGUAGUGAAGGAUAAAUCCAAGAAUCGCGGCGCCAGGAGAGCAGCUGAGUGGAGGAAGGGUGGAAAAUAGGUGGCCUUGGAGUGAAUAGCAUAGGCAUUGGUAGCAUUAUGUACUAUUAUGCCUACAUCCUCGACGAUGAUUAUAUCGUUUCUUUUAAUAAUACUCAUGAUACCUGCCUACUGCCUAUCUGCU